AUGGCGGGAGAGGGGCGGUGGCUAGAGCCUGUGAGGGAAGGAUGGUGGGUAUAUGUCACGCCCAGAGCCCCCCUGCGGGAGGGGAGGCGCCGGCUCUCUCAAGAUGGUGGUGGCGGUGGCGCGCCAGCGUACGGAACCCCUUCUCCGUCGCGCCACGGCCGGCGGGAAGUGAGGUUCUCAGAGGAGCCGCCAGAAGUGUACGGCGACUUCAAGCCCCGGGUGAGCAUGGAAAGGCCUCCGGUGGGAAGACGAUACCCGCCAGAAGAGUUCCGGCCUGAUUCUGAGAAAGAGGAAGUGAAAGAAAGCUCUUACUACCUUCGGUCUCGGCAACCGAGGCAGCCACGACCCCAGAAAACCACGGAAAUGAAGACACGAAGGGCCACUCGCCUGCAGCAGCAGCAGCAGCACUCAGAGCAGUCUCUGUUACAGUCGUCUCCGGUUAUGACCAGGAGAGGGUUACGGGACUCUCAUUCCUCUGAAGAGGAUGAGCCAUCUUCCCAAACUGUCUUAAGUCAACCAAUCUCAAAGAAAGCUGUAAGAACACCAGAGGUUCCAGUGGUAAGUGAAGACUCUCUAAAUAACCUGCGUAGACCCCCUCUAAGAAACUCAAGAUCUGAAGCUACCAGUGUCCAACAGAAGGUCAAUUUCUCUGAAGAAGGAGAAACAGAUGAAGACAAUCCAGACAGUUCUAACAGUGAUGUUACUACUGUUAAGGUCAGAUCAGGGGAUUCUAUUGAAUCUGAAGAUGAAACCAUCAGGUCAGCCAGUCAAUAUCCAGAAUCACUUUGGCAGUCACCACAAAGUCGCAACUUCACAACAGCUCAUGAUAAGCAACCGUCAGUGCUGAGCUCAGGAUAUCAAAAAAAUGCUCAGGAGUGGGUCGAACAAACCACAAGAAUAAGGAGUAGGAUGCAAAAUGACAGUGUUCAGAAAUCAGCAUUUGGAAACCAAUCUCCAUCAACCACCAGCCAACAAGUGACUGGACAACCCAAAACUACAAGUUUUCUCAAGAUGAAGUGGAGCUGGCUGCUUUUACUGAUAGUUGCUUUUGCCAUUGGGAGUUUUUGGUCUAGUCGUACUCCUGAGGUAGAAACCACUGCUGUUCAAGAGUUCCAGAACCAGAUGAAACAACUUAUGAAUAAGUACCAAGGUCAAGAUGAGAAGCUGUGGAAAAGGAGCCAAACAUUCCUGGAAAAACAUCUUAAUAGUUCCCAUCCUCGGCCUCAGCCUGCUAUCUUGCUGCUCACUGCUGCCCGAGAUGCUGAAGAAGCACUGAAGUGUCUGAGUGAACAAAUUGCUGAUGCCUAUUCUUCCUUCCGUAGUGUCCGUGCCAUCCGGAUAGAUGGGGCAGGCAAAGCUGCUCAAGACAGUGAUAUUGUCAAAGAAGAGGUGGACCAGAAGCUGAGCAAUGGAUUCAGAAAUGGCCAGAAUGCAGCUGUGGUGCAUCGCUUUGAGUCACUGCCUGCCGGCUCUACUUUGAUCUUCUACAAGUAUUGUGACCAUGAGAAUGCAGCCUUCAAAGAUGUAGCUUUAGUCCUGACUGUCUUAUUGGAGGAGGAGACACUUGGAACCAGUCUAGGCCUAAAAGAAAUUGAAGAAAAAGUGAGGGAUUUCCUCAAAGUCAAGUUCACCAGCUCUGACACACCUAACUCCUACAAUCAUAUGGACCCAGACAAAUUGAGUGGGCUCUGGAGCCGGAUUUCUCACCUAGUCUUGCCUGUGCAACCUGAAAAUGCCCUGAAAAGGGGCAUCUGUUUAUAA
This is a messenger RNA of Orycteropus afer afer, 1761 nucleotides long. NCBI's taxonomy places the organism in Eukaryota, Metazoa, Chordata, Mammalia, Tubulidentata, Orycteropodidae. The record is from RefSeq and is a predicted model, not a curated record.